Messenger RNA from Fraxinus pennsylvanica, 702 nucleotides. The record is from the annotation of a GenBank genome assembly. NCBI's taxonomy places the organism in Eukaryota, Viridiplantae, Streptophyta, Magnoliopsida, Lamiales, Oleaceae.
AUGUCCUUAUCUUGCUGCAAUAGUAAUCCUAAUGUAGAAGGAAAAGUAGAAGAUGGCAGUUCAAGUUCGUGUGUUUUCAAUUGGUCAAAUUUACCGGAUGAUUUAAAAGUUGAGAUCUUGUCUCAAAUCCUGGAUAAACCUCUUAUCAGGCUCAAGUGCAUUUGCAAAUCUUUAUACUUUCUGAUUUCAAAUACAUAUGCUCCUAGAUUCUCCUCCCCUUCUCCAUCCGCCGUUUUUUACGGCAUAAUCUACCUCGAGGGAGGUGAAAAUUUUCUGACAUUAGCUCCUGAUUCUGGAGUUGUUUUUCUUAGCUUGUGGCGGGAUUUGACGGCAUUGCUUGCAAGCUGUAAAGCCGAACACAAGGCGGAGCACAUUCUAGACUGUUGCAAUGGGCUUUUUCUUCUAGCAUCUAGAUCUUCCAAUCCGACUCAGUAUUUCGUGAGCAACCCCACCACCUCUGAAUGUAUCAGAAUUCAUGUUAACCCCUUACAUGGUGAUUUCAAGUACUCCUCGCUAGCUUUUGAUUCUACAGUUGCCCUUCACUAUAAAAUUAUUAGGUUUGCCAGAGUCACUCAAUUAUUAAAUAUGGAUGUUUAUUCAUCUGAGACUGGCGGUUGGGCUUGCCAUACUAUCACUUUUGAGUCCGUUCUUGACCUUGGCUGCUGGGUUCAAAGUUCUGUUUACUUGAAUGGGGUUUUAUAA